AUGUUCAGCCGUAUUGCCUCCCGCACCGCCAACUCUCUUCGCUCUCGCGCUACCACCCAAGGAGUUCGUUCUAUUUCGACUGCUGCUUCUGCUGCCAAGACCAACUCCUCCUCUGCCUUCGUCAUGGGAACUGGACUCAUGAUGGCUGCUGGUGCCGCCGCAUGGAACAAUAAGGCUUCCUGUGAAGAAGCCCUUCCAGUCUGGGGAAAGGCAGGAACAAACCAAGAGCGCACAUUCCUUGCCGUCAAGCCCGAUGGCGUCCAACGUGCAUUGGUUGGUGAUAUCAUCGCCCGUUUCGAAAAGCGUGGAUACAAGCUUGUCGGACUUAAGAUGGUCUGGCCCACUAAGGAAAUGGCCGAAGCUCAUUACGCUGACUUGUCUAAGAAGCCCUUUUUUGGUGGUCUUACUUCCUUCUUCAGCAGUGGACCCAUUGUCUGUAUGUGCUGGGAAGGUAAGGACAUUAUCAAGCAAGGCCGCCAAAUGCUUGGUGAGACCCAACCACUUGCUUCCAAGCCAGGAAGCAUCCGUGGAGACUUCUCCAUCGAUCUUGGAAGAAACAUUUGUCACGGAUCUGACUCUCCAGAGAGCGCCGCACACGAAUUGAAGAUGUGGUUCCCUGAGGGCGUCAACGACUGGGGAAAGACUGUUGACUCUUGGGUUUACGAAUAA
Molecule: messenger RNA, 669 nt
Organism: Cylindrotheca closterium
Lineage: Eukaryota; Bacillariophyta; Bacillariophyceae; Bacillariales; Bacillariaceae
Source: the annotation of a GenBank genome assembly